Triticum dicoccoides is the source of this 993-nucleotide messenger RNA. RefSeq names its product BTB/POZ and MATH domain-containing protein 2-like. The coding region runs from base 1 to 993 and encodes 330 amino acids. The record is from RefSeq and is a predicted model, not a curated record. The transcript has a single exon. Gene Ontology annotation, molecular function: protein binding. Lineage: Eukaryota; Viridiplantae; Streptophyta; Magnoliopsida; Poales; Poaceae. Gene Ontology annotation, biological process: protein ubiquitination.
AUGUCGGCGCUUGUGUCAUCCCUCCGCGCUGCCGGCCGACACCACCUCUCCGCCGGCACCUUCAUCGUGAGGCCGGUGACGGGCUCCUACCUGUAUAGGAUCGAGCAGUUCAAGCAAAUCAAGAAGAUGCUUGGAAACGGCGCGAAGAUCGAAUCAGACACGUUCCGAGUCGGUGGCCACGACUGGCGUAUCAGGUGCUACCCGAACGGCAAAGAGGGAUACGAGGGCUUCAUCAGCCUAUACCUCGAGCACGCCAGCCUUGACCGCACCGGUGACGCCACAGCGGAUUUCCGCAUGAGCAUCCUUGACCACACCGGGAAGCCAUUGUGGACCGAAGGUCAUGCCCAAUUGUCGGAAGAAAUCGAUGAUGAGAGCGAAGGUGAUGCUCAAACCUUCUCGAUCGGCAAACGUACCAGGUGGGGCUGGAGUGAUUUCAUGAAGGUUGAUGACCUGGACGACAAGGAGCACCUCAAGGACGGAUCUCUGAUAAUCGUUUGUGACAUCACCGUCCUUGACAUGCGCACCAUCGAGUACCGUGACGGGAUGGCAUCCACGACUACAAUGGAGGUCCCCUCAGAGUCCAAAGAGGAGGCUGACCCUGACAUGGAGAUAGAGGUCGGCGGGGUGACCUUCCCGGCGAACAGGUCGAUGCUCACUGCCCGGUCUCCUGUCUUCAAGGAGGAAUUGGUGCCAACAAAGAUACACAUCGACGGAAUUGACGCCGACGUGUUCAAGGCCCUGCUCCACUUCAUCUACACGGACAGGCUGCCGCAAGAGAUGGAGGAGCAAGAGACGCUUGCCAAGAUAGUGAAGCCGCUGCUCGUGGCGGCGGACAGGUACAAGCUGGAGAAGAUGAAGCAGGUCUGCGAGGAGGCGUUGUGCGGGCAAAUUAGUAUGGAAUCCGUGACCGCCACACUGGCGUUCGCGGAGCAGCAUUGUUGCAGCAUGCUGAAGGAGGCUUGCACGCAAUUUCUCGCUGACUUCUCAUUCUAA